Molecule: messenger RNA, 651 nt
Organism: Saccharomyces paradoxus
Lineage: Eukaryota; Fungi; Ascomycota; Saccharomycetes; Saccharomycetales; Saccharomycetaceae
Exons: 1
Coding region: 1-651 (216 amino acids)
Source: RefSeq, a predicted model, not a curated record
AUGGUUCCCUUAUUCGGUUUAUUUUACAUUUUUUCUCAAUUGUGCUCCUUAUGCUCCGCAUAUGUUGAUGUCACUAGUGGUUACCAAGUAUUUUUGGGCUUGCCAAACAAUAUGACAAACAAUCAAAUCUGCUGGUUAUUCCAAACAUCAUACUUCGAUAUCAAUUCCGAUAAAAGUGGUAGAACACUUAGAACAGGACGGUUUGAACCUGGCGAUCAACAAUCUUUGGUUUAUAGGGAUACUUUAGUUGAGUUGGAGGCUAUUACAGAUUUUUAUGAGUACAGUAACCUAGAUCUAUCGACUUAUAACGGACCUGAGCCAUAUAAUUCUGAGACUGAUUAUUGUAGAGAUAUAAUGGAUUUGGUAAUGCGUGUAUAUGAUGAAGAAGGAAAUUAUGUUCAUCCAACUACUGAAGAGUAUUCGGCUACCGCUAGUGCAACAGUUCAGCGUAGAGAUUCUGAUGCUGACAUGGAAGAGUGCAUUGAUGAACCAUGUUAUGAUGUUAGGGACUGUCAGAUACUUAACAGCAAAUGUGGUCAUUGCUCUAACUCAGGUGGCAGAGAGCAGAGAUACUGUGACUGGCAAUACACUUACUUUGUUCACUCUUUUGUUUUACACUGCUGGUAUACAUGGCAACAUACUUGUAGUUAG